AUGCUGGAGCAGUGGGAGAUGCGCUCAUGGGUCAAGCAGGAUAAAGAGCUGCACGCAAACCCUUGGCAUGACAGGGGCACUCUUGGAGAGUCAACCGUUGCGGUGUCGAAACAGAGGAUCGAGGAACUGGGGCGACGAGAGCGCUGUUCCAGCGCCAGCACUAGCACCAGCGCCAGCAUCAGUACCAGAUCACCGCCCCUCUACUACGGCACGACACCCCUCGUGGCCGGCACGGACGACCGUCGUAUGAAUCCUCAACAGCUACCAAAGGACAAGACGAGCGAGACAGACGCGCAGAAACCAACAACGCCUUCAACGGGUGGCGCAGGCAAGGAAGGGCGGGCGAGUCGAGGGCUGGUCCACGCCCAGAUCCACGUUCCUAGCCACGUCCCGACGGCCUGA
This is a messenger RNA of Colletotrichum lupini, 402 nucleotides long. RefSeq lists its product as uncharacterized. The transcript is spliced from 4 exons. The record is from RefSeq and is a predicted model, not a curated record. NCBI's taxonomy places the organism in Eukaryota, Fungi, Ascomycota, Sordariomycetes, Glomerellales, Glomerellaceae. Bases 1 to 402 code for a protein of 133 amino acids.